AUGAAUUAGAGUGAACCCCAGACCACGGCACAGAUUCGGGAAAAGGUUUGAAGCGACUACAACGUUUGAGGAUGAAUGUGAACCAGGGAACAGUCGGCAGUGACCCUGUAAUUCUCGCCACAGCGGGAUAUGACCACACAGUCCGAUUCUGGCAGGCGCACAGUGGCAUCUGCACACGGACAGUACAACACCAGGAUUCUCAGGUGAAUUCCCUGGAAGUGACUCCAGAUCGGAGCAUGAUCGCAGCCGCAGGUUAUCAGCAUAUCCGUAUGUAUGACCUGAACUCUAAUAACCCCAACCCCGUUAUCAACUAUGACGGUGUCAGCAAGAACAUUACCUCAGUGGGCUUCCACGAGGAUGGGCGCUGGAUGUACACAGGAGGAGAGGACUGUAUGGCUCGUAUCUGGGACUUGAGGUCAAGGAACUUGCAGUGCCAAAGAAUUUUCCAGGUCAAUGCUCCCAUCAACUGCGUAUGUCUGCACCCUAAUCAGGCAGAAUUGAUAGUCGGGGACCAGAGUGGAGUGAUUCAUGUUUGGGAUCUGAAAACGGACCACAAUGAGCAGCUUAUCCCUGAGCCAGAAGUUUCCGUCAACUCUGUCCACAUUGACCCUGAUGCUAGCUACAUGGCCGCAGUAAACAGCUCAGGGAACUGUUACGUGUGGAACUGUGCGGGAGGAAUGGGAGAUGAGGUGACACAGCUUAUUCCCAAGACUAAGAUCCCAGCUCACAAGCGCUAUUCUCUGCGCUGCAAGUUUAGCCCUGAUUCUACAUUACUGGCCACUUGCUCUGCGGACCAGACCUGCAAGAUCUGGAGGACUUCCAAUUUCUCAUUGAUGACUGAAUUGAGUAUCAAGAGCAACAACCCAGGAGAGACGUCUCGUGGCUGGAUGUGGGAUUGUGCUUUCUCAGGGGACUCCCAGUACAUUGUGACAGCAUCCUCAGACAACCUGGCAAGGCUGUGGUGUGUGGAGACCGGUGAGAUCAAGCGAGAGUACAGCGGGCAUCAGAAGGCUGUAGUGUGCCUGGCAUUUAAUGACAGCGUACUGGGCUAAUGGCCAGUGUGUGACCCCUUCCCUCCAACAUCAAUGCCAGCUCUCCCCACCAGGACUCUGACAUUACUGCCUCAUACAUAAGCUUUCCAAGACAGGACUCAAAAGGAAGAUAAACCAUGUAUGUUUCUCAAGUGUGUAUAACUAUGUAUGUCUGACCCCUCAAAUGACCAAAUUAAAUAAAUAUUAAUGAUGGAAUUGAUUUAAAAUACGCAUUUCAACAAGUUCUGAAUAAUAUCAGUACUUUCUUUCUGAAAUUGAACUGUG
Megalops cyprinoides (Indo-Pacific tarpon) is the source of this 1316-nucleotide messenger RNA. It is a transcript of the gene mlst8, whose product is annotated as MTOR associated protein, LST8 homolog (S. cerevisiae). Gene Ontology annotation, molecular function: protein binding. Gene Ontology annotation, biological process: regulation of actin cytoskeleton organization; TOR signaling. The transcript is spliced from 9 exons. The coding region runs from base 72 to 1052 and encodes 326 amino acids. The record is from RefSeq and is a predicted model, not a curated record. NCBI's taxonomy places the organism in Eukaryota, Metazoa, Chordata, Actinopteri, Elopiformes, Megalopidae. Gene Ontology annotation, cellular component: TORC1 complex; TORC2 complex.